Messenger RNA from Acaromyces ingoldii, 1042 nucleotides. RefSeq lists its product as hypothetical. Bases 273 to 755 code for a protein of 160 amino acids. Lineage: Eukaryota; Fungi; Basidiomycota; Exobasidiomycetes; Exobasidiales; Cryptobasidiaceae. Gene Ontology annotation, cellular component: ribosome; cytosolic small ribosomal subunit. The record is from RefSeq and is a predicted model, not a curated record. Gene Ontology annotation, biological process: translation. Gene Ontology annotation, molecular function: structural constituent of ribosome. The transcript has 3 exons.
GUCGUCCCCAACACCCAAGACGUGAGUAUGCCGACGUGUCUCGCCGGAAGCGUGCGAUGGAGGGCAGCUUGAGGAGGUCCGUGGAAAGCUAUCGAUCGCGGGAAGUGGACUUGAGCGAAGAGGAAUGCUUGGAGGUUGGGCGGGUGGAAAUGAAGUGGCUCGGAGAGCGAGAGCGAGAUCGAGAGGACGAGCAGGCGAGAUGACCAGGGAUGUUGUCUACAAAGAUACUGACUCUCUCAUACCACCAGCCCGGCAAACUCCCUACCUUCAAGAUGGCUUCCACCGGUGUCGAGCUCACCGUCCAGAGUGAGCGUGCUUUCCAAAAGCAGCCCAUCUACCAGAACAGCAAGGUGGCCCGCCAGACCACGCGCACCAAGAGGUGGUACAAGGACGUCGGUCUCGGCUUCAAGACGCCCCGUGCUGCCAUUGACGGCCAGUACAUUGACAAGAAGUGCCCUUGGACUGGUCAGGUGUCGGUCCGUGGCCGAAUUCUCACUGGCCGUGUCGUCUCGACGAAGAUGACCCGUACCAUCAUCAUCCGCCGAGAGUACCUGCACUACGUCCCCAAGUACAACCGUUACGAGCGAAGGCACUCGAAGCUCCCCGUUCACGUUAGCCCCGCCUUCCGUGUCGCUGUCGGUGACGAGGUCAUUGUUGGUCAGACGCGCCCUCUCUCCAAGACGAUCAGGUACAACCUCCUCCGCAUCUCGAGGUCGCAGGCCGAGAAGCAGGAGAAGGUCUUUGGAAAGUUCUAAGCUCGUCCCAUCGGACGAUGCUCUGAACCGAGAGAGGGGAGAUUAGGGACAAAAGCGGAGGAGAGAAGGACCCAAGGAAGUUUGACGGCCCGUCUUUCCUUCGUCAUUGCUGGAGCACGGCACCUUCUGUACACAUUAUCAUCAUUCGAGUCGACUCAACGGCUCUUGUUAUGCCACACAAAAUCUACAUCGCCAUGAUUUCGUCCUGCUUUCUGCUACUGGUGAAGACGGACACUAUUCGAUGGUGACGCUGGUAAUAAUUUGAAUUUCUUCCAUCUAUCGUAAAG